GCUCACUAGUGAGGUUGCCUAUCUUUCCACUCUUCUCCAACACAAUAUCUGUGCUUUCAUGCACAGAUUAAGUGUUUAAGUUAAACACACUUGGAAUUGUAUGCAAAUCAAAAAAAUAUGUUGAGGCUUAAAAGAUGCAUGUCUCUGGUUUUCCUUGUUGGGCUACUUUAUCUUUGGGAAGUUUGUUUAGCAGCUAAUAAUGCUAGCAUUGUUAUCAAAAGAUCAAGCUUUCCGAAGGGUUUCAUUUUCGGAACUGCCUCUUCUGCCUAUCAGUAUGAAGGAGCAGUGAAGGAGGACGGAAGGGGACAGACCAUCUGGGACAAACUUGCACAUUCAACUGGAAAGGUGAUUGAUUCUAGUAACGCUGAUGUUGCUGUGGAUCAGUAUCAUCGCUUCCAUGAUGAUAUUAAACUUAUGAAAGAUAUGGGUAUGGAUGCUUACCGGUUUUCAAUUGCUUGGUCUAGGAUUUUCCCGGAUGGAAGUGGACAGAUGAAUCAGGCGGGUGUCGAUCAUUACAAUAAUUUGAUCAAUGCAUUGCUAGCUAAUGGAAUUGAACCAUAUGUCACCCUUUACCAUUGGGAUUUACCUCUGGCACUAGCAGACAAGUACCAAGGUUGGCUCAGCUCUCGAAUAAUAAAUGACUUUGCCACAUAUGCCGAGACCUGCUUCCAGAAAUUUGGUGACAGAGUGAAGAAUUGGAUAACGUUCAAUGAGCCGCACAAUUUUGCAACAUACGAGGAUAUUGUUGGCCUCCAGGCUCCUAGGGCAGGAAACUCUGAGACAGAACGUUAUAUACCUGGUCACCAUGUUCUUCUUGCACAUGCAGCUGCCAUGGAUAUAUACAGAAAAAAGUACAAGGGAAAGCAACAAGGAUCGGUAGGGAUAACCCUAGAUAGUUUUUGGUAUGAACCUGCAACAAACUCGCCAGAAGACAUACAUGCUACACAACGAGCAAUGGAGUUUUACUUGGGCUGGUUCCUUGACCCUUUAAUGUUCGGAGAUUAUCCAUACUCAAUGAGGACCAGACUAGGAAGCAGAUUACCUAAAUUUUCCACAUCUGAGUCCACUCUUCUCAAGGGUAGCCUGGAUUUUGUCGGCAUAAAUCACUAUACAACUUGGUAUGCCAAGAACAAACUAAAUAACAGCACUGGCUCUGUACAUAAUGAUACAAUGCCAGACAGUGGUGCUGUUACCCUACCAUUCAGAAACGGGAAACCUAUAGGUGAUCGGGCACAUUCUAAAUGGUUAUACAUAGUACCUCAUGGCAUCAGAAGCCUAAUGAAUUAUGUCAAGACAAGAUACGGCAAUCCUCUGGUCAUAAUCACUGAAAAUGGGAUGGAUGAUCAAAAUAUCCCUACUAUGCCCAUCAAGAAUGCUCUAAAGGACGAGAAGAGAAUCCAAUACCUCAACAACUAUUUGACGAAUUUACUAGCUUCUAUCAAGGAAGAUGGGUGCAAUGUGAAGGGAUACUUUGCGUGGUCUCUACUAGAUAACUGGGAAUGGACAUCUGGAUACACCUCAAGGUUUGGUCUGUACUAUGUUGAUUAUAAAGACAACCUUAAGAGGUAUGCCAAGGACUCGGCCCAUUGGUUCAAGAACUUCCUGGCUUCAUCUUAAAAGACUGCUGGCGCAGAUAAGAGCAAAAAAUAUAAACUGUGAUGGAUUCAUGUCCUAGUUCUUCUCAAUUACAUAGUUAAAUGUAUGGAAACAUCAACGAUUAAUAAUGCAUACUGUUUAGCGGUAAUGCAGGCGACUUCUUAGAAGGAUCUUACAUUGCUGCAUACUAGCUUCAA
Molecule: messenger RNA, 1793 nt
Organism: Daucus carota subsp. sativus
Lineage: Eukaryota; Viridiplantae; Streptophyta; Magnoliopsida; Apiales; Apiaceae
Product: beta-glucosidase 40-like
Exons: 13
Coding region: 118-1617 (499 amino acids)
Biological process (GO): carbohydrate metabolic process
Molecular function (GO): beta-glucosidase activity
Source: RefSeq, a predicted model, not a curated record